AAACGAUAUCAACGGAUACCAACGAAUAAAUAAAAAAAUAAAAAAAUAUAUAAAAAUGGCUGAAACAUCGAAAGCUGAAAUGGAAAUAAAUUUUUCUGCACUAAAAAAACAUGAUCAAGAUAUUAUUCGAAUAAUUGAUACCGCUUCAUCUGUUGCACAAUACAAUUUUAAAGCUUCUUUAAAUGUUUGGGAUAAAACAGAAGUUGAAGGAGCAUUGUUUUUAUAUUCACGAAGAGUGCCUCCCUAUGUUGUAAUUUUUAUAAUGAAUAGACUAAACACUCAAAAUGCCCAAGUUGUUUUAACGAAAGACAUGGAUUUUAUGAUACAAAAACCAUUUUUACUGUGUAAAUCUGCCAACAAUGAAAUUUCUGGCAUUUGGUUUUAUGAUGAGGAUGAAUGUGAAAGAUUUGGUAUAUUGUUAUCAAAAUAUGUUCAACUUUUAAAAGAUGAAAAGUUAUUGAAACAAGAAGUUUUAUGCGAUGAAAAUAAACUUCAGCCUCCAAAGAACGAUUUAUUUUAUUUGUUUUCAAAAGCACAAGAAGAGUUUAAGGCCCGUCCUAAAUUAAUUCCUUUACAAGUAGAAAAGCAAAAGAUAAACAAAAAACCUCAAGCUGUUGAUCAAAUCAGUAAUCAUUGCAGUAAACCACCAAUUAUUCUUAAACGAAACUCUCUAUCAAAUUCGAAGCCCCAUGAUGAACAGAUCAUAAAUCAACCAAUAUGUUCAGAGCUACUGGAAACCAAAUACCAGGAAAAAAUAGAAAAAUUGUUAUCUCCAGAUGUUAUAAAGGACAAACCAGAGUUGCAGAGCAAUAAUCAAGACCACAGAAUUAAUAGUCAUGAUGAUGUACAUCAUGAUGAUACAGAAAGGUCAGCAAUAUACUCUCGUACUAUGUCUAGUAAUGGAGUUACAUAUCAAAAAACUGAUCAGGCUUUUCAAGAUGGAAAUAAUGUUGUAACUGAUUUUUCUGGUAUCGUUAAAAAUUUAUCUGAAAUUAAGCCGAAAGUUAUAGGGUGUGCUGAGCUAGAGUUCGAACUUUUAAACAAAGUAGUUAUAAAUCAGGUUGCUAAUAGCUCUAACCAAAACUCAAAUUAUUUGUCCAAUACUGUUUUAAAGUCAGAUUUUGAUUAUCCUACAUCAACUGUAUCUGCUACCACAUCAACAAACAAGACUUCAGAAUCUUCAGAAAUUUCUGCACCCCAUAUUCAACUUUUAUCUCCAAGCAUUCUUGCUUCCAAAUCUGUCAAACGUGGCAAUGCACCAAGUGGACUUGCUAAUGGUCAUAAUAAGGUGUUAUUAGCAGCUACUUUUGCAACGCAAGGUACUAAAGUCUCCAAAAAGCUUUUUGGUGAUGAACAGAAAAUUGAGCAAGGUCGUGAAGCACCUUCAGCUUCAUGUUUAAAUUCCUUAAUGUCUCCUGCUGCAUUUCAAUUGCGCAACAAAACAAAAGAAAAAGAAUUAGUAUUAUCUAAGGAUGAGUUUCAACAAACUCUUUUAAAUGUCAUUCAGAAUGAUGACCGUUUUGUGACGAUGUUACACGAAGCAUAUUUGGAAGUUUUACGCAAAGAUAGGUAGCUCCAGAUUUGCUAAAUAGGAAUCUUUAAAAGCAUAAACUGCAGCUUGUGUGAUAUGUGCUAUUUUAUCACCACAUUGAUAAUGUGCAAAGUUGUGUGACAACCAAAUAGUUGGAUUAAAAUAUACAUAAAUGACUUAUUCAUUUUCCAUUACCAAUGUAUGAUCAUUAUUCAUCUCAUUGAAACGUCAUGAUCUUUAUUUAUCUCUUGCAUUCGUCAUGAUCAUCACUCAUUGCAUACACUCAUCAUUUUCUAAAUGAAAUAAAUAGUUCAACGUUUUGGUGAAAGAAAACGCUUUGGUUAAAGAAAACUUUUUGCUAGCAGCCCUCGAUUUUUAUCGCGAUGCUGUUUUAUGUUGAUUGAGUGUUACAUUGUAAUCCAGUAUUUUUUCUUAAAAUACAAUACUUUUUUGGUA
Molecule: messenger RNA, 1987 nt
Organism: Hydra vulgaris (swiftwater hydra)
Lineage: Eukaryota; Metazoa; Cnidaria; Hydrozoa; Anthoathecata; Hydridae
Product: mRNA-decapping enzyme 1A
Biological process (GO): deadenylation-independent decapping of nuclear-transcribed mRNA; deadenylation-dependent decapping of nuclear-transcribed mRNA; positive regulation of catalytic activity
Cellular component (GO): P-body
Molecular function (GO): mRNA binding; enzyme activator activity
Source: RefSeq, a predicted model, not a curated record